Molecule: messenger RNA, 1844 nt
Organism: Fundulus heteroclitus (mummichog)
Lineage: Eukaryota; Metazoa; Chordata; Actinopteri; Cyprinodontiformes; Fundulidae
Gene: gmpr
Product: guanosine monophosphate reductase
Exons: 9
Coding region: 215-1252 (345 amino acids)
Biological process (GO): nucleotide metabolic process
Cellular component (GO): GMP reductase complex
Molecular function (GO): GMP reductase activity
Source: RefSeq, a predicted model, not a curated record
AGGGAGAGAGAGAGAGAGAGGUAGAGGGAGAGAGAGAGAGGCCAGGCCCAAAUAAAGCCAUGGGGGACAGAACUGGGCUGGGUCCCCCUCUGCUUUAAAUACGCUGGCCUCCUGCAGGUUCGGGUUUGCUGGUCGGAGCUCGGCACCGGUGACCACCACAGCUGCUGCAGCUUUCCUCAGGAGACUCUCAUCAUCGGUGCUCUGGGCCGCCGGGAUGCCGCGGGUGGACGCAGACCUCAAGCUGGACUUCAAGGAUUUCCUGUUCAGACCCAAGAGGAGCAGCCUGAAGAGCCGCUCCGAGGUGGAUCUUCAAAGGACCUUCACAUUCCGCAACUCCAAGCAGACCUACACCGGUAUCCCCAUAAUUGCAGCCAACAUGGACACAACAGGAACCUUUGAGAUGGCAAAGGUUCUCAGUAAACACACCCUCUUCACAGCCAUCCAUAAACAUUACUCUGUAGAAGACUGGAAAAACUUUGCUGCUGACCACCCAGAAUGCAUAGAGCAUGUAGCCGCUAGCUCAGGGAGCAGCAGCGCAGAUCUGGAGAAGCUGUGUGCCAUCCUGCAGGCCGUCCCUGCUCUCAAGUACAUCUGUCUGGAUGUGGCCAACGGCUACUCUGAGUACUUUGUGGCGUUUGUCAAGACAGUGAGAGAGAGGUUCCCCAAACACACCAUCAUGGCUGGAAACGUGGUGACUGGGGAGAUGGUGGAGGAGCUCAUCCUGUCUGGUGCUGAUAUCAUCAAAGUGGGUAUAGGACCAGGUUCUGUGUGCACAACGAGGAUCAAGACAGGAGUGGGUUAUCCGCAGCUCAGCGCCGUCAUAGAGUGUGCAGACUCAGCCCACGGACUCAAAGGACACAUCAUCUCAGAUGGGGGAUGCAGUUGCCCAGGAGAUGUAGCAAAGGCCUUCGGCGCCGGAGCCGACUUUGUCAUGAUGGGGGGAAUGCUGGCAGGUCACGACCAGUGCACCGGCGAGGUCAUUGAGAAGAACGGGAAGAAAUACAAACUCUUCUAUGGGAUGAGCUCCGACACCGCCAUGAAGAAAUAUGUGGGGGGAGUAGCAGAGUACAGGGCAUCUGAGGGGCGGACUGUGGAGGUUCCCUACAGAGGGGACGUGGAAAACACAGUCCGGGACGUCCUGGGGGGACUGCGCUCCACGUGCACUUACGUGGGAGCGGCCAAACUCAAGGAGCUGAGCCGGAGGACCACCUUCAUCCGAGUCACGCAACAGUCAAGCCAAAUGUUCGGUUAGGGAGGGGAAGCUCCUUCCCAAAUACCGACGCAGCAAACAUUUAUGGCUGCAUCAGACAAUUGUGCAUGUCUGUGCAGAGAAUCAGACUGCUGGGAGGCAUGAAAACCCGUCCUGCUUUGACCGGGGCGUGUGCUGUUAGCAGUGUUCAAAUCCCUGCAGGUUCUAUACACGUGAAGUCUGACGGACAUUAUUCUUCUCAAUCCCAAAACAAGAGCAUGGGCUUACCGACGCCAUAAUCUAAUGUAAUUAAGCAUGUAAUAUGACACGAAUGUGCAAGUCAAAUGCUCCAAUGAUACUGCCAGAUAACUGCAUCCUGGUUUAGGGGAACAAGAGAAAGAGCCACAUUACUUGGUGUGAAUGUGUUCCUAAUUCAGUCUUCCAGCAACUAUUUCAUUCAGUUUUGACAUUUCUGAAGUCACGGUGUAUCACUAAUUACCUGAACGUGUGCUGUUUUCGCUACAGCUCCUGUAAAUUAACUUUUUUUUGGUUAUUUGUAAUGAAUUGGUAUUUCUUAAAAUUUCAGAUUGAGGAAGUCAAACCUUUAAUUAUCUUUGGAGAAAUCACGUGGCAAUAAACUCUAUGCAGAAACCUC